AUGCCCGCUGAGGGUGUUCCCCCUCCUCCCUCCUCCCCUCUGUCGCCUCUGCUGCUGCUGUCGACCUUCUUGGUACUGAGCAAGUCGGCUCUGCGUCCGCUCCCAGCGGGCGCCGCAGCGGCAAGGGCAGGGGAGGCAAGGGCGGUGGGGGUGACGGCGGGGGAGGCGGUGGUGGGGGUGGUGGCAGCGGCGGGGGCGGUGGCGGGGCUGGAGGGGCUAGUGGCAGCGGUGGGGGUGGUGGAGGCAGCGGCGGCGGCGGUGGCCGCGGUGGGGGCGGUGGUGGUGGCGGCAGUGGACGUGGCGGCGGCAGGGGCGGUGGUGGUCGUGGUGGAGGCGGCGGUGGUGGUCGUGGAGGCUCUGGCACUGGCCAGAGUGCGCAGCACCCUCAGUCCUCCCAGGAGCUUCGUGAGUGGUACUUACAGCACGGGGGUGGGGGGGUAG
This is a messenger RNA of Closterium sp. NIES-65, 441 nucleotides long. The record is from the annotation of a GenBank genome assembly. Lineage: Eukaryota; Viridiplantae; Streptophyta; Zygnematophyceae; Desmidiales; Closteriaceae.